AUGGCCGCCUCGCCGGGCUCGACGCCGGCCGUCGAGCUGUUCAGCACCUCGAUCCUGUCCAACCACAAGGUGCGGUCGCGCCACGAGCGGUUCACGGGCGUGUUCGCCAUCAAAAAGAUCCCCUACGUCUACCACGACCUCGCCUCGGACGAGGACGCCAAGACGCGAUGGCGCCGCAAGACAAAGGACCCGCAGCUGCCCGGCAUCCUGGUCAACAAUGAGUGGCGCGGCACCUAUGAAGAGUUUGAGGAGGCCGUCGAGUUUGGCGAGCUCGAAAUGUUCCUCGGCAUCGAUCCGGUCAGCAGCGUGCCAGCGCAGCAGCAGCAGCAAACAGAAGCUGCUCCCCCGGUCAGCGCAACCUCGGCAGCCUCUGCGUCGGUCGAGCCGCCAAUACACGCGGCGCAGCAGGCCACCAGCGCCAAGGAUCCGAGCCUGUAUCCGACCAUCCACUUCGCCCCCGAGGGAUCCGGCAAGCGGGCCGAGCCGACCGCCGACGAGUUCAUCGCCUCGCUCGGCCUGGCCGACGACAGCCUGACAGAGGCCGACGCCGACGCGCUCCUCGCCAGCAUCGGCACGCCCGAGGGCAUCAAAUCGGCACAGACUCACAAGAAGGCCUUCACCCCUUCGCCCGAGGCGGCUGUCAAGCCCCUGCGCCUGGCCAGGAUGGGCAAGGCCACCGGAUCCUCCUCUGCCGCUGGCGCAGCAUUGGCGGGUGAGGGCUCGACCAGGGCGCCCGGCACCAGUCCGCGCUCGCCGCCCGUUGCGCGCUACUCGAUCUCGCAGCGUUCCGGCAAGGCGCUCGCGGCCGAGGCCUCGGCGCUGGUCACCAACCGCAAGACGUCUGGCGCGCUCCUUCGCGAAGCGGUUUCGCAGGGCAAGAACCUCGACGAGGCGCUCGAGCAGAGCAAGAUCAAGGACAUUGUCUCGAACGAGGACCUCGACCACCUCUUUGCCUCUCUCGGCCUCAAGGACGCCGACCUGGCAGAAGACGAGGUCGAGGCGUUCCUCGAGGCCGGCGCGAUCCCCGAUGGCCUUCAGUCGGGCGGCAGCCGACUCACGAGGUCCUCGACCAAGGCUGACAAGGUCAGGGACGAGGUUGCCGCCCGCGAAGUGGCUCAAAGGGCGCGGGAGAAGGGAUACGGUGUCGGCACCGGACCGACCCUACCGACGGCAGCAGCAGCAGGUACGCUGCCGGAGGCCAUCGCCGAAGACGAGGCAGAGACGGAGACGGAUGCGGCCGCCCCAGCGAAAGCUUCGCUCGCCGAGGCGCUCGAGAUCACCGAGUUGAAGGCGGGCGUGGCAGGCGAAGCUGCAGAAGGGACGACGGGCAGCCAGGUAAUCAAGCCUGACGACCCAGCAGAAGCAGUCGGUGCGGAACCAAAGACCUUGGUCGAAGCGUCGCCGGCCAACGCAGCGGACGAAGAAGCAGCUGUCGCGGAAGCGGACGCUGACAAGGAGGUUGCCGCGACGGGCAAGGGUGAUGAGCCAGCGGAUACAGCUGGAGAUGCGCCGGCCCCGACUGCGACUGAAGCUGUCACCGAGGUCGAGCAAGAGGUUGGCAGGAACAAGGACACUGUCGCCGCAGCGCAAGCACAGGAAGACGAACCUGUAUCGGCGGCUGACGCUGAUCUUGCAGAAGGGGCAAAGGAACCGCCACAGGGCACUGACGCUCAAGUGCCGGCAGAAGCUGCAUCCGUCGAGGAGGAGCAAGAGCCGGCAGCAGUCGAUGCUGAGGCCGCAGAAGCAGCGACGGCCGACCCCUCCGCGCCAACGGAGGACGCUACAGGCCAAGGAACCGCCGGCGAGACGAAGACAACCCCAAAAGCAACCGCCGACGAGGCGUCGGCAGAGGUCGAGACCGUCGCGCCGUCGAAGGUCGGAGCUGAGCCGUCCGUUGGCGAUGCGGCUUCCGACGGGGCGGCUGCCGCUGUCGAGUCCGGGGAGGGUGCGGUCGAGCCCGCUCCGGCCGUUGCGGCCGAUGCCGAAGCUGAUGGCAGCCAGAAGACGGCCGCCGCCGCGGAUGUCGAUGGCGACGCGGUUGUCGCGUCUUCUAAGACGGACGACGACGCUUCCGCUCCCGCUACUGCUCCUGCUGCUGCUCCCGCUACUGCUCCUCUGCAGCCCAUCUCCCCCAACGCCACAACAUCGGACAGCAAGAGCGAUGCCGUAGACGCAUCGGCAUCGUCCGCCGUUGCCGUUGCCGCUUCGGCUGCGGCUGCGGCUGCGGCGACGGUUGCGGCUGCUGCUGGCAGCACGACGACGGCGGCGGCGGCGACGGCGAGCAAGACCAAGUCGCGCCCGCCCAAGUUGCGCUCGCCCAGUCCGACGCGUUCAGCACGACGGGCCAUUGACGUAUCUCGACCCAACGCCGCGCCGCCGCCACCCCUCCCCGCCCUCCCUGCGGUCCCACCGACCACAACGGCCCCCAUAUCGCCCUCUCCGCUCUCCCCGACGCCGCGGAAAUCGAUGCUACCCUUUUCCAAGACGUUUGGCAAAAAGUCCCAACAGCAGCAGCAGGUGUUCCCUUCGUCGACUUCACCUCCAUCCAAGACUACGACGAUGGCCAAGACGACGACAAAGGCCAAAGAGGACCCACCACCACCACCACCACCACCGAUGACGACGGCGGCGGGUGGUGCGGCGGCAAAGGGACAUCAUCAGCGGACGAUUAGCGAGAUUCUCAGAGAGGCCGAUCUGGUUCUGGGUCAAGGGUAUGAUUCGGGUAGCGAUGCCGAAGACGACGAUGGACUGGGUGCCGAGAGCCUGGAUACCGAGUUCAGAUAG
Messenger RNA from Pseudozyma flocculosa PF-1, 2784 nucleotides. RefSeq lists its product as uncharacterized. Lineage: Eukaryota; Fungi; Basidiomycota; Ustilaginomycetes; Ustilaginales; Ustilaginaceae. Gene Ontology annotation, cellular component: cytoplasm. The coding region runs from base 1 to 2784 and encodes 927 amino acids. The record is from RefSeq and is a predicted model, not a curated record. The transcript has a single exon.